Molecule: messenger RNA, 955 nt
Organism: Musa acuminata subsp. malaccensis (wild Malaysian banana)
Lineage: Eukaryota; Viridiplantae; Streptophyta; Magnoliopsida; Zingiberales; Musaceae
Product: caffeoyl-CoA O-methyltransferase
Molecular function (GO): S-adenosylmethionine-dependent methyltransferase activity; O-methyltransferase activity
Source: RefSeq, a predicted model, not a curated record
AAUCAAGCCGGAAUUGUGCCGCAGUACCGCCACGCAAUACUUUGGAGACCACCCAACUCUCCUCCUCCUACUACCACAAAGAGAGAAGGAAGUUGGUUCGGUAGAGCGGCAAUGGCAGGAUCAUUUGAGGUACGUGUAGGAGACAAAGUACUGCCGCCGGUCCUGGAACAUAAGACCAUCUUGCAUAGCGGGGCACUUUACCAGUAUAUUUUGGAGACCAGUGUGUACCCUCGUGAGCCCGAGGCCUUAAAGGAGCUGCGGCAACUCACAGCCACACACCCCAGGAACGGAUUGGCGGCAGGUGCAGAUGAAAUGCAAUUCUUGAGGAUGCUAUUGAAGCUGAUGAAUGCCAAGAAGACACUAGAGAUCGGCGUAUUCACCGGCUACUCCCUCCUCUCCACCGCCCUCAGCCUCCCCCAUGACGGUGAGAUCAUAGCCAUCGACACUAAUCGAAAGAACUUUGAGUUCGGACUCCCUAUUUUUGAGAAGGCUGGGGUAGCACACAAAAUUGAAUUCCGUGAGGGCCUUGCUCUACCCAUCCUCGAUGAAAUGAUGGAGGCGGAGAAGUACAAAGGAUCGUUCGACUUUGUGUUUGUGGACGCGGACAAGAGCAACUAUCUCAACUACCAUGAUAGGGUGAUGGAGAUGGUGAGAGUCGGGGGCAUGAUCGGGUACGACAACACGUUGUGGAGUGGCUCGGUGGUGGCGUCGUCAGAGCACACCUUACCUUGGUACAUCAUGGAGAACCGAGAUGCCGUUGUGGAGUUCAAUGCAUACCUUGCUGCCGACCCACGGGUGGAGAUCUGCCACCUCACUAUCUCCGACGGCUUCACUCUCUGUCGUCGUCUUACCUGAUGUCCACCAUGCCUCUCAUGGUUAAAGCAGACACGAAUAACUUGUGCUUGUGCAUGGAGAAGGAAUAAGUUUGCUGAACUUGAUUGCAGAUUCACUUACA